CAUAUAGCGAGAAGGUAGGGGUAGCUUUGAAAUCUGCAAUUUUUCUAGAAUGGUGGGAUUUCUGAAGUGCGGAAUAUUUUCAUUUCUCUUCUGUGAACUUUAGGGACUGUAACUAAGGUUGAAGAGUCGCAAAGCUCUACUUGUAGCUGCCAUGCCUUCAGUCCCCGGAGCCGAGAAAUCUCACCUAGGAUCCCCUCAACUCCCUCAUUCAGACGAUGAUCAUGAAAUUUCAGCCUCUCCAGCGAGCUCUACGCAUCUCGAUGAUAAUUACGCAAUAUACAAAAGUGGGAAGGGAAUUGAAAUUGAUGAAGCGGAAUACAAGAGAGUUUUGAGGAAGAUUGACUUUCGAAUCAUCCCAAUUUUAUUUGUUACUUAUAUGCUGCAAUAUCUGGACAAGAACUCAAUCAAUUUUGCUAGUGUAUAUGGUCUGAGACAAGGGACGCAUCUGAAAGGACAUGAUUAUUCGUGGUUAGGUAAAUCAUUCCUCGGACAUCUUCGUUCUCCAAUAGAAUAUUGGAUAUAGUAGACGCUAACACGCUGAAACCAGGCUCGAUAUUCUACUUUGGCUAUCUUUUGGCACAAUUCCCUUCUGGAUAUCUUCUCCAACGCCUCCCCAUCGGCAAAUUCCUCUCUCUGGCUACAAUUGGAUGGGGAAUUGCCUUGAUAACCACACCAGCAUGCACGAGUUUUGCAGGAAUUGCUACGAACCGAUUUCUGCUCGGGGCGAUUGAAGCUACGGUCAACCCAGGGUUCGUUCUCAUAAUGAGCAUGUGGUUUACCUCAGCAGAACAACCGUUGCGCUUGGAAAUCUAUUACUGCACAAACGGGAUUGCAACAAGCAUGUCUUUUCCUUCCGAUUGUAAUUCUCUCCGCUGCAAAAGGCUAAUCUUGAGCAGUGUUUGGUGGCUUGAUCGGUUAUGCUGUAGGCCAUAUUACCACAGGUUUGGCGCGUUGGAUGUAUGUAUUCUUGAUUUUCGGAUCCAUCUCUAUCGCUUGGGGAAUUGUAUCACUGCUCCUCCUCCCAGAUCGUAAGUACUUCAACUCUAAGCCUCCACAUGUGAAAACGAUUUGACUUCAUCAAGUUCCGUCAACAACCAAGUUUCUCACCCCUCACGAACGGACCAUCGCAGUCGCCCGCGUAGCAGCCAACCGUCAAGGAGUAAAAAACCAUCACUUUUCCACGUACCAAGCCUGGAAAACUUUCAAAGACCCCAAAACAUGGAUCCUGUUCAUCAUGGCAACAGGUGCCCAAGUUCCCAACUCAGCUCUCACGUCAUGGACUUCCAUCAUCGUUGGGUCCUUUGGGUUUGACACCCUAGGAACGCAAUACCUGCAAAUCCCAGGUGGAGCGGUACAAUUCCUGGCUCUUAUUGCUGGGGGUUGGGUAUGUACUAAAUGGCCGAAUAAUACGAGGUGUUUGACUAUGAUAUUUGCAAACUCAGUCUGCAUUUUGGGCGCGGGAUUGUUAGUUGGAUUGCCGUUGGACAACAAGUGGGGACGGCUUGUGGCGCUUUGGUUGUGUUAUUUCCAGGGAUUGGGAUUCAGUAUGAGUUUGACGAUGGUCAGCAGUAAUGUUGCGGGAUAUACCAAGAAGCAACUCACUGGGGCGGUUUUGUUUACAGGGUAUUGCGUUGGCAACAUUAUGUUUGUCCUCCCAGUCUCCUAAUGACCUUAGGUAGAUCAAAUUACUGACUGGAUUCUGAAUAGUGGACCACAGACAUUUCUUGAAAGGGAAGCUCGUAAGUCUUGUCAGAUCACCACUCGGAGUCUCCUUCGCUAACAGAAUCCUAGCAAAUUACCCUUCUGCAUACAUCGCUAUGUUGGUGGGUUAUUCGGUGAAGCUAGUCGCUGUAAUUGUUCUCUAUGUUUAUAUGUGGAGUGUUAAUAAGGCAAGAGACAAGGCACAAGCGACCGGCAUUGCUUCAAAUGAGGCCCUUGAGAAAGAGGCUAUUGAAAAGGGGAUGAUGGAUGUUACGGAGAUCGACAAUCUGGGAUUCAGAUACAUAUUAUAGAUCUACGAAUUACGACUUGAUGUAAGUAUAAUGACAACUUCGUGUGGAUAUUGUGUGUACCUUAAUUUUAGGCAG
Messenger RNA from Hymenoscyphus albidus, 2087 nucleotides. Lineage: Eukaryota; Fungi; Ascomycota; Leotiomycetes; Helotiales; Helotiaceae. The record is from the annotation of a GenBank genome assembly.